AUGAUUUUAAAUUACGCCGAGCAUUUAUUGCCUGUAGUUUCAAAGGAUAAAUUCAAAAACCCAUUACUCAGUUACACUCCGAUUGAACAGAACACAGUGAAUAGAAUUGUGUGUAGUUUGCCACCAAAAUAUCAAUCGUCGCCACUUUUAUUGACACUAAUAGAAGAUUUAAUUAAUGAACACAAAAUAACAUCAAAAAAGUCAAUAAUACAUAUAGGGUUCGGUGAUCUAUACGACGAUCAUGAAGACCUUUCGUUUGUGGCUACACCGAUCAAAAAAGAACUACGAGAAACUGCACAUUUGUGGAAAGAAUCAAUUGAACAUUCAAGGUUAAAUCUUGAGCAAAAUAUCCUGCAAUUAAACCCAAUAAUCGUUCAGAUGAUAAAAUUGUGGAAUGAAGAUUACAAAGGUAUAACUAUCCUAAAUUCUGAUAAUUUAAAUGAAGAACACAUAAAUUAUAACAUAACAGAGUUUAUAAAUUAUAUAUUGACAAAAUUAAAGGUCGUCAACGACGCUAUGCGAAGCGAAUGGUUUUUCCAUGUAAAACAAUUAUUUCAACAGAAAAAACACAAAACAAAAUUACCAAUUACGGAAAGCAAGAAAAAACAGUCGACUUUUUUUAAUUUUGUUGCUCACGUCAUGCAAAUGCAUUACAAAGAAUUCAUACAAAAGACUAUUAGAGAGUAUACGGAAUUUAUGUCUGACCCUGAGAAAAAUCCAAUUCUUAAGACAAGUUUAAUAUACAGAAAUGAUUCGUUACGAUAUGUGCCAUCGUAUGAACGUUUACGGGAUUUUAUUAUGUCAAUUUGUGAGAAGAUAGAAGAAAUAUCGUCAAAUUUGAUACGUAUUGAACAUUCCUUGUACGAAGAUUAUCAUACAGAUCCAUUUUUGGAAGUAAAUUUGGAUUGUGACAUUAUUUGUGAAAAUAUUAAAAAUCUAAAAACAUACUUGGAUAAUUGUUGGGAACAGAGAAAAGUUUCUAAAGAAAAAGUUAUAAGAUACCUUCAUUUAGUAAACGGAAACGCCGAAAAGGAAGUGGAAAUAUUUUUAUCCAAAAGCCAUACUUUCGAUGAAUAUAAAAAUGCUAUAAUUAAGUACCAUGAAAUUUCUUCGGCUAUAUUGUCUGACAUACUCCCAACGGCAAAUAUAAGGGUAUUUCAAAUUGAUUUCACUGAAAUUAUCAAUACCUUACACAAAAAAGCAAAUACAUUUAAGAACAACAUUAUCGCUCAUAUGAAGACUGCCUACUCAGUUAUUGGCAAAAAAUUAAAUGAACAAUAUUCGUAUUUUGUUGACGUAAUAUUAACACCACCAGAAAAUACCGACGAACUAAUAAAACUUAUCGCCUUUAUCGCUGACACAAGAGACAAUAUUUUACCUAAACUAAUGAAACAAACAAUCGAAGUGUUAUCAUGCGAAAUAUUUUUGAUGGAUUUUGUAGAAUUUACGAAGGAAGAACUGAAACAAAAGACUAGUACAUUCCGUUGGGUCAAAUACACCAACGAUACAAUUUCUAUGAGUUCUAUAAUGGUUAUAAAUAAAACAAAGGAAUUUAAAGAAGUUCUACAGGGGCGUAUUGAAAAUUUCAACAUCGAGCUGGACAUCUAUAGAUCUGAAUUGGAAGAGUUUCGGAAAUUGGGGGACAUAAAUGAUAUAAAAAUAUACGCUGAAAAAUCUCAAAACUUAGAUGAUAAACUAAAUGAAGCUUUGGAGACAAUUGAUGAAUUCAACAAACAAGAAAAAUACUUUCAGUUGGAGGAAAGUGCAUAUCCACUUCGAAAAUUUGUUGCAGAUUCUUUAGCACCAUACAAACUGCUAUACGAUAACUGUUCAGAGUUUAUCGUAAAUUAUGAAAACUGGAUGAAUGCUACCAUUGGCACAUACGACCCAGAGCAGAUCGAUCAAAAUGUGACUAAUUACUAUCGUAACUUAUCAAAACUCGAACGAACAUUUAUGAAAAACCCUGCCCCAUUGGAGAUUGCAAUAAAAGUGCGGACAUUGAUCGAAACAUUUAAAAAAAGAAUCCCAGAAGUAUUAACAUUGGGAAAUUUAGGCCUUAAACGACGUCACUGGGAAGAUAUUUCAAAUAUAGUCGGUUUUGUAAUGUUUCCCGAUCAAAAUCUAACGCUGGCAAAAGUUUUAAAUCUCAACCUCGGUAAAUUUGUACCUCAAUUUGAAAUAAUUAGUGAUGGAGCUUCCAAAGAAAAUAAUUUGGAUAAGAGGCUAAAUACUAUGGUGGAGGAAUGGAAAGAUUUAAACUUUACCAUAUUAGACUACAAAGAUUCGGGAACAUAUAUUUUAUCGGGUAUAGAUGAUGUACAAUUACUACUUGAUGAUCACAUAUUAAAAACAGCUACGAUGAAAUCUUCUCCAUUUGUUAAACCUUUUGAAAACAAAUUAUUAGAAUGGGAAGCUAAAAUUACUACUUUGAAUGAAAUAAUAGAGUUAUUGGUCAAAGUUCAAAUGACCUGGAUGUACUUAGAAUCAAUUUUUUCAUCUCCAGAUAUACAGAGACAAAUGCCAGAUGAAUCACAAAAGUUUAAUGCAGUGGAUAAGAUAUGGAGGGACUUGAUGAAAGAUAUUAACAAAUCAAUGAAUAUUUUACAAACAGUUAAUAUAGAAAACAUCUUACAAAAUUUAAAAAAAAGUUAUAUGCUAUUAGAUUUGGUGCAAAAAGGUUUAAAUAAUUAUCUCGAAACCAAACGACUGUACUUUCCAAGAUUGUUUUUUUUAUCAAAUGACGAACUUCUUGAAAUCAUAUCAGAAACCAAAGACCCGAAGAGAGUGCAGCCACAUUUAAAAAAAUGUUUCGAAGGAAUAGCUUCACUUAUUUUUACUGAAAAACUGGAUGUUAUAUCUAUGGUAUCUAGUGAAGCAGAAAUCGUAAAUUUAUCAAUAACAAUUAAUACAGCGAAAGCUAGAGGUCAAGUUGAGAAAUGGCUAUUAGACUUAGAACUAUCAAUGAAAACUACUGUACGUGCAGUAAUCGGUAAGGCUUUGUUAGCUUAUCAGAAUACCGUUAGACAUGAAUGGGUAGUGCAAUGGCCCGGACAAGCAGUCUUAGCUGUUUCAUGUACAUAUUGGACUGUCGAGAUGACACAAGCAAUCAAACAACAUCCUGAUGGUCUUUCGGUAUAUUUGAAUAAAUGUAAUAGGCAGAUCGAUAAAAUUGUUAAAUUGGUUCGAGGUGUAUUGUCAGUUCAAACGCGAUUAACGUUAGGAGCGUUGAUUGUAAUCGACGUCCAUGCCAGAGAUGUUGUUGAUGACUUGGCAAACAAAAAUAUUCGUAAAAUAAAUGACUUUGGAUGGAUCAGCCAAUUGCGAUAUUAUUGGAUAGAUGAGAAUUUAUUUACUUCUAUGAUAAAUGCAUCAUUGGCUUACGGUUACGAAUACCUAGGUAAUUCGGCAAGAUUGGUUAUUACUCCACUCACUGACCGUUGUUAUCGAACACUGUUUUGCGCUCUUCAAUUAAAUUUGGGCGGUGCGCCUGAAGGACCUGCUGGAACAGGCAAAACGGAAACUACCAAAGACUUGGCAAAGGCAAUAGCUAAACAAUGUGUCGUUUUCAAUUGCUCAGAUAGUAUGGACUACAUUGGUCUUGGGAAAUUUUUCAAAGGUUUAUUGUCGUGUGGGGCAUGGGCAUGUUUUGACGAAUUCAAUCGCAUAGAUUUAGAAGUUUUAUCAGUAGUCGCACAACAAAUAUUGACUAUUCAACGAGGUAUACAGGCUGGAUUGAUCAAGAUAUUUUUUGAAGGAUCAAAUUUAACAUUAGAUAAUACUUGUGCUAUAUUUAUAACUAUGAACCCUGGUUAUGCCGGACGUUCAGAGCUACCGGAUAAUUUGAAAGCUUUAUUUCGUUCAGUAGCGAUGAUGGUACCCGAUUAUGCUUUGAUAUCUGAAAUAGUUUUGUAUUCCCAAGGGUUUAGCUUAGCUCGUUCGUUGUCGGUAAAAAUUGUAGCAACGUAUAAAUUAUGUUCCGAACAGCUUUCGUCGCAAAACCAUUAUGAUUACGGAAUGAGAGCGGUUAAAACUGUGCUGACAGCAGCCGGCAAUCUAAAACUGAAAUACCCCGAAGAAGAUGAAAAUAUACUCAUGUUGCGUUCUAUCAACGACGUUAAUUUACCAAAGUUUCUUAAACAUGAUAUCCCGUUGUUUAAAGGAUUAACUUCAGAUUUGUUCCCUGGAAUUGAAUUGCCAACACCAGAUUAUAAAAUUCUCAACGCCGCUAUAGAAGAACACUGUAAAAUAAUGAAUCUACAAUGUACUCCGUUCUUUGUUGAAAAAAUUCAACAAAUAUAUGAAAUGAUGAUCGUUAGACAUGGAUUUAUGAUUGUGGGUUUGCCGUUUAGUGGUAAAACAUCAGCCUAUAAAGUACUCAGUGGUGCAUUAAAAAUUAUUGAAACCAAUAAAUUAAUGAAUGAACAUAAAGUCGAAAUUAUGGUAAUAAACCCAAAGUCUAUAACAUUGGGUCAACUUUAUGGUCAGUUUGAUCUAACAUCACAUGAAUGGUCGGACGGAAUUUUAGCUGUUGGCUUCAGAAAAUUUGCUUCCUCAACUAACCUCGAUAGAAAAUGGUUGAUUUUUGAUGGUCCAGUAGACGCCAUUUGGAUUGAAAGUAUGAAUACCGUGUUGGAUGAUAACAAAAAAUUAUGUUUAAUAUCAGGAGAAAUUAUACAACUUGCUAACACAACUAAUUUGAUCUUCGAACCUAUGGACUUGGAUGUUGCAUCGCCGGCCACGGUUUCAAGGUGUGGCAUGAUUUACAUGGAACCAGUUUCAUUAGGCUGGGAGUGUUUAGUAACUUCGUGGAUAAACCAAUUGUCCUCUUACUUACCGCCGAAACACAAAGAGGCAUUACAUAAACAUAUCAUACGGUUCACUCGGUCAAUAUUGUUCAUGUUAAGACGUUGUAAUAUUAACGAAGUGUUUCCUACUAGUGAUAUGAACUUGGUUAGAUCACUAACAAAUAUUUGUGAUACUUAUUUUAAACCAUACUAUGACGAAGAAUAUUUAAAAACAAUCUCACAGAUUGAUAUGAGAUCGCAAAUAGAAUGUGUAUGCUUCUUUUCUUGUAUAUGGUCAAUGGGAGCUGCAUUAGAUACAAGCAGCCGUAUUAAAUUCAAUCUCCUGUUUCGAGCAUUGUUAGAAAAUAAAUUUCCCAAAAAAGUCGCGUAUGCAUUAAAUAUACCACUUGAACUAUGUCCGUCACCAGAUAAACCAUAUACGAAUGCAAUUCCCAAAAACGGAUUAGUUUUCGACUAUAGAUAUGUUAUAAACAAAAAAGGCAAAGGAGAAUGGAAACUAUGGACAGAUUAUAUAGACGAUGAACCACCGAUACCGAAAGACAUUCCAUUCAAUGAAAUUAUAGUUCCGACAGUAGAUACAAUUAGAAACCAUGCACUAAUGGCAUUGUUAUUAGAAAAUAAUAAACCAAUGCUGAUGGUAGGUAAAACUGGAACAGGAAAAUCGGCUUACACUAUGAAUUACAUUUUUACGAAAAUUGACAAAGAAUUUAACAGCUCGUCGUGUAUUAAUUUUUCCGCGCAGACUUCGUCAAAUAUUACACAGGACAUAAUUAUGAGCAAACUUGUUAAGAGAAGACGUGGUCUGUUUGGACCUCCGAUCGGAACGAAGUGCAUAAUAUUUAUCGAUGAUUUGAGUAUGCCACUAAAGGAGUACUAUGGCGCUCAGCCGCCUAUCGAGCUAUUGCGCCAAUGCAUGGACAAAUUCCCAUGGUACGACCGUAAAGAAUUAGAAGCCAUACACCUUCAAGACGUUCUAAUAUUAUGUGCGAUGGGGCCUCCAUCAUCAGGAAAUACCGUGACUCCUAGGUUUAGUCGUCAUUUUAACAUAAUCGUGACAAACUCAUUCGACGAUAUCACAAUGGUUUCAAUUUUCAGCAAAAUUUUAUUUUGGCAUUUGGAUAACAAAGGUUUUGGCAAACAGUUUGAUUCAUCUGUUGAUCAGUUAAUUAAUUCAACGUUAGAGGUACAUAAAAAGAGCAUUGGAUAUUUAAUGCCAACUCCAGCUAAAUCACAUUACUUAUUCAACUUAAGAGAUUUUUCUAAAGUCAUACAAGGAAUUAUGUUUUCUGUUCCUGAUACUAUUACCGAUGUAAUUUCCAUGAAACGCCUUUGGGUACAUGAAAUACUUAGAGUAUACUAUGACCGCUUAGUAGAUGAAUCUGAUCGUGAGUGGUUUUUCGAUAAUUUACGUUUUGUCUGUAAAGAAUUCCUAGACGAAGACCUAAAUCAAAUGUUUAUUCAUCUUAUCACAACGGAUAACAAAAUAGUAACUCAAAAUGAAUUGCGCCAGUUGAUUUAUUGUGACUUCUCUAAUCCUCAUUCUCAAGAUAGAAAUUAUAAAGAAAUCCGCGAUUUAGAGAGUCUCCGAUUGACAGUUGAAGAAUUUCUCAGUGAAUUCAAUCAAAUGAGCAAAAAACCUAUGCAUUUAGUGCUUUUUAGAUUCGCUCUCGAACAUUUAUCCCGGAUUUGUCGUAUCAUGAAUCAGCCACGAGGGCAUGCCUUACUUAUUGGUUUAGGAGGAUCAGGUCGCCAGUCGUUAACAAGACUAGCUGCACAUAUUUCUCAAUACGAACUAUUUCAGAUAAAACUAACUCGCUUAUAUGGAGUAAAUGAAUGGCAUGAGGACUUGAAAAAUAUAUUUAAACAAGCUACUCUUGCGUUUGAUCAAAAUGUUAUAUUCUUGUUUACGGAUUCAGAAAUAAAAAAUGAAGGAAUGGUUGAAGACAUAAACAAUUUACUAAAUUCAGGAGAAGUACCUAAUCUAUUUGUUAUGGAUGAAAAAAUAGAGAUCUGUGAUAAAAUGCGUGAACUAGAUAAACAACGUGACAAAACUUUACAAACUGAUGGUAGUUUAACCGGGUUAUUUAAUUUAUUUAUUCAAACUGUGCGAGAUCAACUGCACGUGUCGUUGGCAUUUAGUCCAAUUGGCAAUGGCCUUAGAACAAGAAUAAGGCAAUUUCCAUCACUUGUGCAGUGUUGCACCAUUGACUGGUUUCAGACUUGGCCAUCGGAUGCUUUAAUAGCUGUAGCUAAAAGUUUUUUAAGUGACGUUGAACUAACAGAUCAUGAACGCAAUGUUAGUAUUAAAAUGUGUCAACAAUUUCAUAUAACAACUAUAAAUCUGUCUGUAGAAUUUAAUGCUAAAUUACAACGUAGAACUUAUGUAACGCCAACUUCUUACUUAGAAAUGAUCAACACUUUUAAAGAUGUUUUAAGUAAAAAACGAUUAGAAAUAAUUACUGCAAAACGUCGGUACGAAGUUGGAUUAGAAAGAUUGCAGAACGCAGCUGACGAUAUAGAAAUUUUGCAAAAAGAACUAAAAUAUUUAGAACCUGAAAUAAUAGCUGCUUCUAAAAAGGUAAAAAUAAUUAUGCUGAAAAUAGAAAAAGAAAAUAUAGAAAUAUCAAAAGUUAAACAAAACAUUGAAAUAGACGAAGAAAAGGCACAAAUAACUGCAGCCGAAGCACAAGAAAUAAAGGACGAGUGUGAAGCUCACAUGGAAGCUGCAAAACCUGUAUUGAAUGCUGCUCUUGCUGCAUUAAAUACAUUGACUCCUGGUGAUAUGACAUUUGUAAAAUCCAUGAAAAAUCCUCCUAGUGGGGUUAAAUUGGUCAUGGAAACUAUUUGCAUCAUAAAGGAAGUAAAACCUGACAAAAUUCCUGACCCAUCCACUGGAAAAAAGGUGGAAGAUUAUUGGGGACCAUCAAAAAAAUUACUUAAUGACAUGAAGUUUUUAGAACAUCUCAUUAAUUUUGAUAAGGAUAAUAUACCAAAUGCAGUGAUGAAAGUUAUCAACGAAAAGUAUCUUACAAACCCAGAUUUUGAACCAAAACUAAUUAAAAAAGCUUCAACUGCUGCGGAAGGCUUAUGUAAAUGGGUAACAGCAAUAUCUAGUUAUGACAAGGUGGCAAAAGAGAUAAGACCAAAAAGAAUUGCUCUAGCUGAAGCAGAAUCUAUGUAUAAUAACGCGAUGGAUGAACUUAAAGAAAAACGUUCACAGCUUAAAGAGGUUGAAAUGAAACUGAAACUCGUGCAAGAAAACCUUGAAGAAAAUGAACGAAAAAUGGCAAAGUUACAAGAUAAUGCUGAUGAAGUACAAACAAAAAUGAUACGAGCUGAAGAUUUAAUAGGUGGAUUAGGAGGAGAAAAACAACGAUGGGAGCAAAUGGCCAAAGAUCUCGGAGAAAGAUAUUUAAACCUUACAGGUGACUUGUUAAUAAGUUCCGGUAUUAUUGCAUACUUAGGUCCAUUCACAAUGGAUUACAGAAGCAAUCAGAUCAAAGAUUGGGUGAAAGAAAUCCUCGAAAAUAAAAUUGUAUGUUCUAAAGAUUUUCAAUUAAGUGCAAUACUUGGACAGCCAGUCGUAAUAAGAGCUUGGAAUGUAGCUGGGUUGCCUACAGAUUUAUUUUCUAUAGAUAAUGGCAUUAUUGUCAUGAAUGCUAGACGGUCGGCUUUAAUGAUUGAUCCACAAGGACAGGCAAAUAAAUGGAUUAAGACAAUGGAAAUGGAAAACUCUUUAAACACAAUACGCUUUAGUUCGUCCAACUAUAUUACUGUCUUGGAGCAUGCCAUCACUAGUGGCCAACCAGUUUUAUUAGAAAACAUUUAUGAAGAAUUGGAUCCUAUAUUAGACCCUGUAUUAUUAAAACAAAUAUUUUUAACUCGUGGAACUUACUGCCUAACAUUAGGCGAUUCCAUCAUUGAAUAUAAUCCCAAUUUCAGGUUUUAUAUAACAACUAAAUUGAAAAAUCCACAUUACUUACCAGAAAUAGCUGUAAAAGUGGUAUUAUUGAAUUUUAUGAUAACACCUAUUGGCCUGGAAGAUCAAUUACUAGGUGAAGUAGUAGCUAAAGAUAGACCUGAUUUAGAAACUGUAAAGAAUGAAUUGAUAAUCCAAGGUGCUAAAAAUGCCAAAUCCUUAAAAGAUAUUGAAGAUAAAAUAUUGGAAGUCCUGAGUUCAACUGAAGGAAAUAUUUUGGAGGACGAAGGCGCUGUAACCAUAUUAAGUUCUUCAAAAACGUUAGCAAACGAAAUAAAAGAAAAACAAGCAGAAUCUGAAAUCACUGAACGAAUAAUAGACAAAACUAGGCAACAAUACCGUAUUGUUGCCACACAUUCAACUAAACUAUUUUUCACCAUUGAUACGUUGGCAAAUAUUGACCCCAUGUAUCAAUAUUCUCUAGCGUGGUUUAUACAUUUAUUCAGUGUAGCUAUCAAAAAUAGCGUUAAACGUAUAAACAUCGAAGAUCGAACAAAUGAAUUAAUGAAAUAUUUUACAUAUUCCUUAUAUGUUAACAUAUGCAGAAGUUUAUUCGAAAAAGACAAGUUAUUAUUAUCGUUGAUUAUGGCUAUUAAUUUAUCUGAAGAAUUGGACAUGGAUGAAUGGAUAUUCUUCCUUACAGGUGGAAUUAGUUUAGAUAAUCCGUACAAAAAUCAGAUCAGUUGGUUACAGAAUAAAAGCUGGGACGAAUUAUGUAGACUUGAAAAUCUUCCCAAAUUCAAGAAUAUUAAAGUGGAUUUCGAAACCAACACGAAUAAAUGGAAAGAAAUUUACGAUUCAUUGGAACCACAUUUGGCAACUUUUCCUGAUCCAUGGGAUAAACAUUUAAAUUAUUUUCAAAAAUGUCUCAUAAUACGUUUACUUCGAUAUGAUAAAAUUAUACCAGCUGUUCAAUAUUUUGUUGCUAACGAAUCAGUAUUGGAUCACAAAUUUACAGUUCCCAUGCCAUUUGAUUUACAAACAAUUUUUGAUGACUCCAAUUGUUUAACUCCAUUAGUUUUUGUUUUGACACCUGGAGCAGACCCAACUGCAAUGUUGUUAAAAUUUUCAGAAAAACUGGGAUUUUCAACCCGUUUAUCAGCGUUAUCAUUAGGUCAAGGACAAGGGCCGAUUGCCUCAAGACUUAUCAUUGAAGCUACAAGAAUGGGUAACUGGGUAUUGUUACAAAAUUGUCAUUUAGCUAAAAGUUGGAUGUCACAACUUGAAAUGAUAUGCGAAAGCUUCACUGCUGAGCACACUCAUCCCGAGUUUAGACUUUGGUUGACGUCAUAUCCUGUGGAGUACUUUCCUGUAUCGGUUUUACAAAAUAGUAUAAAAAUUACAAAUGAACCGCCUAAAGGACUUCGAGCCAACCUUUACAGAUCGUUUACAAGUGACCCGAUUGUAAGCGAAGAAUUCUUUGAAGGCUGUAAACAAGGCAGUCAUUUCAAAAAGAUGCUUUUUGGGCUUUGUUUCUUCCAUGCUCUGAUACAAGAGCGGCGUCAUUUUGGUCCAAUCGGAUGGAAUCGGCCAUACGAAUUCAACGAGACUGACCUCAGAAUUAGCGUCGUUCAGUUACAAAACUUCCUGAACGAGUAUUCAAAGAUUCAAUUUGAAGCUUUGCGUUAUUUGACUGGUGAAUGCAACUACGGUGGCCGUGUAACCGACGACUGGGACCGAAGGUGUCUAAUUACGUUUCUAAACAAAUUCUAUACGCAAGAAAUCGUCAAAUAUAAAAAUUAUAGAUUUGAUAAAUCUGGAACUUAUUAUUGCCCAAAUUGGAAACAAUACGAUCAAUUCGUGGAUUACAUUCAAGAGCUACCUUCAAUCACUCGACCUAGCAUAUUUGGUAUGAACGAGAAUGCAGAUCUCAUUAAAGAACAACAAGAAUCUGACAUUCUUCUUACUUCUGUGCUCAGUACUCAGGUAUGUACAUCGUACACCAAUAGUGUCAAAAAUGUUGAAGGAAAAGGAAUAUCGUCAGAAGAACUUAUCAUUAUAUUUGCUGUAGAUGUUCUAAAUAAACUUCCGAUUCCUUUUGACACAGUCCUUGCAUUAGAAAAAUACCCUACUACCUACAAUCAGUCUAUGAACACAGUUUUGGUUCAAGAAAUGGGACGGUUCAAUAAUCUUUUGAACGUAAUAACAUCAAGUCUAAUUAAUGUCCAAAAAGCUAUCAAAGGUCUAAUAUUAAUAUCUUAUGAACUGGAAGAACUUUGUCAGAGUAUCAUAAAUGGAAAAAUUCCGACAACUUGGGCAAGAAAUUCCUAUCCGUCUUUAAAACCACUGGGGAGUUAUGUGAAAGAUUUUUUACAGAGAAUGGCGUUUUUGCAAAAAUGGUACGAUAACGGUGCUCCAAAAUUAUUCUGGUUGUCUGGAUUUUAUUUCACGCAAGCUUUUUUGACUGGAACGCAACAGAACUUUGCCAGAAAAUAUAAGAUACCGAUUGAUUUACUAACGUUUGAUUAUAAAAUAUUAAAGAAAUCCGCGGCGACGGACGUCGAACCCUUAGACGGCGUCUACGUGUACGGUCUGUACUUGGAUGGGGCCCGGUGGAGCGACCGGAGGGCCGUGUUGAAAGAAUCGAAACCGAAACAGCUGUUCUGCGCCAUGCCGUUGAUCCACUUGCUGCCUGCGAUGAGGUCCGCGGCGCCACCCGGCGCAGUAUACCUGUGUCCGAUGUACAAGACGGCCGAGCGGAGGGGCACGCUGUCCACCACCGGACAUUCCACCAACUUCGUGAUCGCCGUGUCAGUGCCCAUCGACAGACCACCCGACCACUGGACCAUGAGGGGCGUCGCUCUCCUCUGUCAGUUGUCCCAGUGACCCAGUAUUGUUGACGCGAACGAAUUCACUGCAGUACUGCACGCUACCACACGAAUGGCGUCCCUCGGGAACACAAUAAUUGCAUUACAAUAUGACGUGCCUAUAUUAAUACCUAAUAUUUUGAUAACAGUACAAUAUUAUUAUGUUUUCAUUCCUUACAAACGCGUUAUGUUUUAGAUUCUCAGUUUUACACACAUUUUUUUUUAACAUAAAUAUGUUUUUCCUCGUGUUUUUCUGACCGAUUUUACGAGGUCAAAUUUUUUGACGCUUUGGUAAUUGGUAUUAAUUACCAUAGAAACGCCAAUCAAAUGUUCUGGAUAAGUGCCAGGGUCGGGUUUAAAGGGGUGUCUAAGGGGGCAUAGCCCCCCCCCCCCCCCCUUGGGACUAAGCUAACUAUUUUACAAAGCCAAGUAUUAUGAUAUAUUGAUAUAUUAAUAAUCAUUAUAAAAUAUCGUCAAUCGUCAUUGAUGAAUAUGAUUAUUUAUGGAUAUUUGAAUAUUUAGGCUUCAAGCUAUUUUUGGAUUGUCUGACAUGACGUGUAAUAUUAUUAUGAAAAUAUAUAUGGCUCCACGUGGAGCCCAGUUUAUUUAUGUUAAUAAUAAUUAUAUAUAUAAUAUAUAUCUAUGUAUAUGUAUUACUUAUAAAGAAUUGAUUAUCUUCCUUUAUUACGAGAAUCGAGCAAAUGGUACAAAAAUAGCCCGAAUUUCAAACGACAGUCUGCAGAAGUGCUGAUAACGAUUAAUUUUUCAAAAGUUAAAAAAAGAAAUAUGGAAUUAAUAAUGUAAUCUAUCUAUUUUAUGUAUAUUUUUUUUAUAAAUAAUUAGCUAAUUUUUGUUGUUAAUUAUAUGUGUAUAUCUAUAUUUUUAAAUGGUUUCAGAUAAAUAUUGAUAACAAUGUAACUAUUUAAAAUUUGUCACUAUUGUGAAAAAAAAAAUGAUUUACUUAUGAGGGACUCAAAAAUAUAAUCUGUAAUUUUAAAUUUUACAUAGAUUUAAAAAAAACAACUAACUAAAUUCUUGAACCUCUAUUAGCCCCCCCCCCCCCCCCUUGGUGAGUGAUAAAACCCGCCCAUGGCAUAAGUCUCAUACGUAACAAAAUCAAAUGUUAAGAAAUAGCUUCAAUUCUAACUACAGUGAAUCAAGUUUCAUAUUUUUCUUAUAGAAUAUGUACCGCUCUCAAGUGUAACGAUGUAAAUUGUACAAUAAUUAAACAAUGAAUUCAAUAAAAUUAAUAUGUUUUGACUUUAUUUUUCAAUAAUUUGUAAUUGGUAUUUUUUUUUUUUUUUAAAUAAUUUAUAGAUUAAAUAUCCCUUCGUCUCUAACAUGACCCUCCACCAAGACCUAGGUAUUAAAACAGUGGAAGAAGAAGCUGCUAUCUUCUAUAAGCGUUUUUAUAAUAAAUUAGAAAACCACGAAAACCUUCUGAUUAAAAAUCUACAUAUCCCAUCACUUCCUGGAAAUCCCCGUCGCAGGCUGAAAAUGAAAUGGUGUAGGGAUCACCUAACUUAAUCCUAACAUUCCUAAGCUAAAUAAUCAUAUAAUAAACAAGCUAAGUGCUACUGAUGGGUGGCUUAUUAUUCACGUAACCCCAUAAUGUUUUGUACCCUAA
This is a messenger RNA of Metopolophium dirhodum (rose-grain aphid), 13218 nucleotides long. RefSeq names its product dynein axonemal heavy chain 7-like. The transcript has 48 exons. NCBI's taxonomy places the organism in Eukaryota, Metazoa, Arthropoda, Insecta, Hemiptera, Aphididae. Gene Ontology annotation, molecular function: dynein light intermediate chain binding; dynein intermediate chain binding; minus-end-directed microtubule motor activity. Gene Ontology annotation, cellular component: dynein complex. Gene Ontology annotation, biological process: microtubule-based movement. The record is from RefSeq and is a predicted model, not a curated record. Bases 1 to 11610 code for a protein of 3869 amino acids.